AUGGAUUCUCCCAAUUCCCUCUCCACUCCUAACAUCAAAGAUCGAGAUGAAUUCUCUGUUAGGCCCGUUUCACGGUGGCCGAUGGAAAACAAGCCGGCCUCGACCAUGCCGGUUCGACCUGCCGGUGUUAGGCCUUAUGUUAGGUCGAAAAUGCCUCGAUUGAGAUGGACAAAGGAUCUUCAUCACUGCUUCGUGCACGCUGUUGAACGACUCGGUGGAGAAGACAGAGCAACUCCAAAAAUGGUGAUGGAGUUGAUGAAUGUGAAGGGCUUAACAAUUACUCACGUGAAGAGUCACCUUCAGAUGUACAGAAGCACAAAGCAUGAACAGAUGUUACAAGAAGCAGCUGAAGCUGCGGGUAUGAACAUGAAGGUGCAAUCGACUCAUUCAAAUUGUUCACACAGUUCAGGUCCCUCCUAUUCCCAGCAAACAAACCACCAACAAUGUUACCGUCAGAGAUUCAUUAGUAACAACAUGAUCCACAAUGAAAAUCGCGGGAGUUGUUACGAUUUUGAGAUUGUCGCAAGAGCCUCCACCAGGCCAGCAAUAUGGCAAGAGCUCCAACAGAAAUCAGAUGAAAGGAACACUUUUCUGCCAUUGUCAUACUCCAAUGUAACAACACAAGGACAGGAACGUGGAUUCAAUGUUUCAACAUCUAUCAUGUUCAAGGAUUUUCUGGGCAGCUCCAAUUCUCAAGGCGGUGAGAUGAAACAAAUGUUAGCAGAAGUGCAGGAUGGUAAGAGUUUCAAGUGGCUUCCAAAUUCCUUGGCAGAAGAAUCUGAGGGUACUUUGCCUUUGAAAUUAGCUUUAGAAUCAUCCAUCUUCACAGACGGUGCCAAAGAUGUUUCUCUUGAGCUGACUCUUGGUUCAUCUGAAGAAAGUCUUGCACGAUGCUGGAUACAGUGCCACCUUGCCAGUAGCGUUCACAACGUGAAAUCUGGAGCCAAUCUGAUGCGAUACCAGCGUCGCUGCAAGAAGAUGAUGUUGUCAACAAGAUGCACGAUGAUUGGAGUUGCUUUUGUGAUCGAUGGUUGUGCAACGAGUUGGUGGUGCUGGGACUGGGAUUAA
Molecule: messenger RNA, 1068 nt
Organism: Fraxinus pennsylvanica
Lineage: Eukaryota; Viridiplantae; Streptophyta; Magnoliopsida; Lamiales; Oleaceae
Source: the annotation of a GenBank genome assembly